Messenger RNA from Danio aesculapii, 1637 nucleotides. It is a transcript of the gene smyd1b, whose product is annotated as SET and MYND domain containing 1b. The record is from RefSeq and is a predicted model, not a curated record. The transcript has 10 exons. NCBI's taxonomy places the organism in Eukaryota, Metazoa, Chordata, Actinopteri, Cypriniformes, Danionidae. Gene Ontology annotation, molecular function: histone H3K4 methyltransferase activity; protein binding. Gene Ontology annotation, cellular component: nucleus. The coding region runs from base 39 to 1499 and encodes 486 amino acids.
CAGCUGCUGGGCAUCAGUGCAGACGCAGAAGAUCCAGAAUGGAGUUUGUGGAAGUUUUUGACUCUCCGGGGAAAGGUCGCGGGCUGAGGGCCACUAAAGAGGUUUGGGCUGGAGACGUGCUGUUCGCUGAACCACCCUUCGCUUCCGUGGUGUUUGACAGCCAGGCGUCCAGCAUCUGUCACAGUUGUUUCCGGCGUCAGGAGAAGCUGCAGCGCUGUGGACAGUGCAGGUUUGCGCAAUACUGUGAUAAAACAUGUCAGCGCGCCGGCUGGGAGGAGCACAAGCUGGAGUGUGCUGCCAUCAAGACCUACGGAAAAGCGCCCAGCGAAAACGUCCGUCUGGCGGCCCGUAUCCUGUGGCGUAUGGAUAAGCAGGGCAGUGUGGUGUCUGACAAUCAGCUGACGACUCUGGAGGAUCUGGAGGAUCACAUCUGCGACAUCUCAGAAGACGACCUGAAGGACUUUAAAGUGGACAUCCACAACUUUCUGGACUACUGGCCGCGAAACAGCAAACCGCACACGGUGGACAGCGUCUCGCACAUCCUCGGGGUGAUCAACUGUAACGGGUUCAUGGUGAGCGAUCAGCGUGGCCUGCAGGCAGUCGGUGUGGGGUUAUUUCCCAAUCUGUGUUUGGUGAACCACGACUGCUGGCCCAACUGCACCGUCAUCCUCAACAACGGAAAUCAGUCGGCCAUCGAUACUGUGUUUCACUCUCAGAAGAGGAUUGAGCUGCGAGCUCUGGGAAAGAUCAGUGCUGGUGAAGAGGUGACGGUGGCGUAUGUGGAUUAUCUGAAUGUGUCUGAAGACCGCCGGCGUUUGCUGAAACAGCAGUAUUUCUUCGACUGCACAUGCGAACACUGCACUGAAAAAACCAAAGAUGAUCUGAAGAUGGCCGGAGCCGAGGUGGACGGAGUCAAGGUGCCGGAGGACAAGGUGAAGGAGAUCACAGAGUUCAGCAGACAGAAGCUGGAGACGAUGGAGAAGGCCAGGAUAGAGGCCAACUAUAAUGAGGUGGUGAAGAUCUGCCGUGAGUGUGUGGAGAAGCAGGAGAAUGUUCUGGCCGACACACACAUCUAUCACCUGCGUGUGUGUUGUACCCUCAGUGAGGUGCUGUCGUACCUGCAGUUCUUCGAGGAGGCGUCUGAAUACGCCCGCAGGAUGGUGGACGGAUACCUGAAACUGUAUCACCCCAAUAAUGCUCAGCUGGGGAUGGCCACGAUGCGCGCGGGUGUCACACACUGGCAGGCCGGCUUCAUCGAGGUGGCGCACGGGAUGAUCUGCAAAGCCUUCGCCAUCCUGAUGAUCACACACGGACCCACACACCCUAUCACUAAAGACCUGGAGGCCAUGCGCAUGCAGACGGAGAUGGAGCUGCGCAUGUUCCAGCAGAACGAAUACGUUUAUCACUCGAUGCGUGAAGCGGCGCUCAAAAACCAGCCAAUGAGGAUGAUGGCGGAGCCGACCAAUGAGGGCAUCAAGAACCUGUUCCGCAGGAAGUGACAUCACACAACUUCCUGUCCACAGUGACAGACACGCUCAGGUCAACGCUACACACACACACAUACUCAAGUGUUUAUUAUCAGACACUGCUGUUCUUCAUUUACUUACGGCUAUAUUAUAUUAUAUUAUAUUAUAUUA